This is a messenger RNA of Diaporthe citri, 819 nucleotides long. RefSeq lists its product as uncharacterized. The coding region runs from base 1 to 819 and encodes 272 amino acids. The transcript is spliced from 2 exons. The record is from RefSeq and is a predicted model, not a curated record. NCBI's taxonomy places the organism in Eukaryota, Fungi, Ascomycota, Sordariomycetes, Diaporthales, Diaporthaceae.
AUGGCGUUGGCCUUUCGCCUCUGUCUCGCCUUACUGGGACUAAUGUCCUUCUUGCUGUCUCCAGUCAGCCCUUUAGCCGUUGAUGUCCAGUCCGACUUCCCCAACGAGCCCGAAUCUAACUCCAUUUUCAUUUCGGGAACAGACGAGAACCAUUGGCCUGCGGUUCAGCCGAUCGACCCUCCUGAUCCUGCCGUGCCAACCAAGGUUCCAGUUCCUACUGGUACACCGUUUAUAAUAGAUACCAGGCUUGUUGUAAAAGUCAACACGGGGCAGCCGUUCAUCAUCAAACUCGAUAAAUUUCUACAGAUUUUCCGAGAUGGUGUCAAACUGAGUACCGAUCCUAAAGUGAGCUGGGUCUCGCUGGAUUCUACGCAUCGGGCAGUCAUUGGGCGAGUCCCCAAAGACUACCCGACGAGCCGGAUCCUUAUUUACAUCGCGGGGCCGUAUUCAUUCAACGGAAGAGUCAUUAACCUCGGAUAUGUUGUGGCCCUCGAUCACGUCUCGCUCGCUGUCGAUACACUGGCACACGAGCCCUCGCACCACGACUCCACGAACAACUCUUCACAAGUCUACUCGCGCAACGACUACUCGCACAUCAACUUCUCGCACAACAACUCCUCGCACAACGACUGCUCGCACAACUCCUGGCACACCGACGACGCCGCUGACCACCGCGAGGACGAGUCCGAGUGGUUUACCAAAUCCGACCUUGUUCCCGAGAGAGAAGUUCACUAUCCCCUUAGACCCGUACAAAUUGUCACCCGGGGACAUCGUUACUUCGUUUUCGACGGAGCCGCAGUCAGAAUGGCUUCGCCCUAA